GUUCACUUAUGCCCUUAUGAUUACAAAUGAAACUCAAAUUCACCACAAACUACAAAAUACUAUCUCACUCCUCUCUCUUUUUCUCUCUAGAGCUUAUGUAAAGAAACCAUCAUACCAGACAUCAUCCACCCAAGCAGCACGAAAUUCCAAAUCAUUUUCGUAAAAAUGGACCCGAAGUUCGCCGGAAAGCCCAUCACCGCCCAAUACUCGGCCCGAAUUGACAUCGACCAGAUGCCAGACACCCCAAACCGCGGGGCCCACCACCGCCGGGCCCAGUCCGAGACCUUCUUCCGCUUCCCGGAUGACAUCCUCCUGGACGACGUCGUCGCCGACGACUUCAACCUCUCAACCCUAGAACUCCCCUCGCUCUCCUCCGACACCGACAACAACAUCCCCAUGACCGUCGAUUCCUCCAAAUCGGACUCAUCCAACGGCGGCGAAAACCCCAAGCCGAAGCCGGCGGCGGGACCCAUCAGCCACUUCAGGAGCUUGUCGGUCGAUGCCGAUUUUUUUGACGGGUUAGGGUUUGGUUCGUCCGCCGCGGACGGCGGCGAGUUCGGCGCGAAGCCGGCGGCGGAGAAGAGAGUGGGUCAUCACAGGCACAGCAGCUCCAUGGAUGGUUUUACGUCGUCGUUUGAGGAGGAGUCCAUGUUGAGAUUGAUGGAUGGUGGGAAGAAGGCCACGGCUCCUGAUAGACUCGCUGAGCUCGCUUUGAUUGAUCCCAAGAGAGCUAAAAGGAUUCUUGCAAAUCGGCAAUCUGCAGCGCGUUCAAAGGAGCGAAAAAUACGUUAUACGAGUGAGCUGGAGAGGAAGGUGCAGACACUUCAGACAGAAGCAACCACUCUCUCUGCACAGGUCACGUUGCUGCAGAGAGACACUACUGGGUUGACUUCUGAGAAUAAGGAACUCAAACUGCGGUUGCAAGCAAUGGAACAACAGGCACAUCUUCGAGAUGCACUAAAUGAAGCAUUGAGGGAUGAAGUGCAGCGGCUUAAGAUAGCAACUGGGGAACUCCCAGCCGCCAACGGAAAUCCUUUCAAUAGAGGUUUGCGUCCCCAGUUUUCCCCCCACCGGCAGGCAUUUCAUCACUUUGGUACCAACCCAACUCAGCAACAGCAACAGCAACAGCAACAGCAACAGCAACAGCAGCAUCAUAUGGCUCAGUCAACGGCUAACAACCAAACUCAGAGUGGGCAGCCUCAACCCGGCUUUUUGGACUUCAAUUAAAUGGUUUAGUAACAUCCAGAGAAGUAUAAGAUAACUAAAGGUAAGCAUCAUGUGUAUAUAUGUGUGUGUGUUGCAGGUAAAGAUUGUGAAUGGGUUUACUCAGAUCAGUCCUUUGUAUCAGUUAUACAUAUGGGUUAUGAAUAUGAUAGAUACUAUGAGGGGUAUAAAGCAUGCUAUAGAGCAAUAAGAUCCUAGUGUAGCAUUAAUGGUUGACUGAUUGUUGUAAUUUAUUUUAUUGAUUUUGAAAUUUCUGUGAACAGUUAGCAUCUUAAAUUAGAAUGGUCUUUGUAAA
Cornus florida is the source of this 1519-nucleotide messenger RNA. RefSeq names its product transcription factor VIP1-like. Gene Ontology annotation, cellular component: nucleus. The record is from RefSeq and is a predicted model, not a curated record. The transcript has 4 exons. NCBI's taxonomy places the organism in Eukaryota, Viridiplantae, Streptophyta, Magnoliopsida, Cornales, Cornaceae. Gene Ontology annotation, molecular function: DNA-binding transcription factor activity. Gene Ontology annotation, biological process: regulation of DNA-templated transcription. Bases 166 to 1227 code for a protein of 353 amino acids.